This is a messenger RNA of Closterium sp. NIES-65, 471 nucleotides long. NCBI's taxonomy places the organism in Eukaryota, Viridiplantae, Streptophyta, Zygnematophyceae, Desmidiales, Closteriaceae. The record is from the annotation of a GenBank genome assembly.
GUCGCCCGGGCAUCCGCGUGCUCCUCCUGUGGCAGAGCUCCUUUGGGCUCUGCACCUUUGCUCCUUUGCGCCGUUCGCUGUUCCGAUUCAGCUUCCUGUUGCUGCUGCCUGAUCGGCGUUCCCACUGUCAGGCAGAGGAGCACACCCGGGGCAGAGGAGCACACCCGGGGCAGAGGAGCACACCCGGGGCAGAGGAACCACAUGUAGGGCAGGCAGAGGGUCGGACAGCAAGAACGAAAACCAUCGGGCAGUGGGUCAGUUUUGACGCGAGAAGAAAGGAAGAGGGUGGCGUAGGUCGUCUUGUACCGGCAAUGGAGCGCCCACCACGAGAUGAGGCCACUGCAGGAGGUUCGCCCACAUCAGACUCGUCCACAUCAUCACUGCUGGAUCGUGCCACGUCAGCAGUCGUGGCGAUGCGUCAGCACUGCGAGGACUAUCCAUAUGUGUGGGCAUCCUAUGGCGUUACCUUUG